AUGGGUACCUAUCGCGCGCACCGAGUUCUCGGACGGCAUGCAGCGUGGGCGCUUGUGGUUCUGAUCUGGCAGUGCAGGCCCUGCGGCUUUGCACCCAGCGUGAGCUCAUUGAAAGCUUCCUCGUUGCAGGUCGUGCCACUUGCCGUUUCUAGACUCAGACCAGUGCGCCUACAAUCUUGGGCCCGUCGCGCAGCUGGUGCGGGGAACGAGGUGGAGGGAUUUCUGCUGGAGGAGAAGUUGGGUGCUGGUUCAUUUGGCACCACAUGGCAGGCCAAUGUCACUGACCGCUGUGAGGUUCCCAACUUGUCGCCGGGACAGAAGGUGGCUCUGAAGCUGGUUAGGCUGGAGGAAGGCUGGGCCACAUUGGACAAGUUUGAGCGUGAAGCUUCGGUACUGCAGAGGCUGCAGCAUCCGGCAGUUCCCUCAUACUUUGGCAGUGUGGUCAAGGACCGUCCAGAUGGUCAAGACUUCGGCUUAGUGUCCAACAUCGUCAAUGGAAAGACGUUGGAAGAAGAGCUUCGUAGUGGUCACUGGGUCGCCACCGUGGAAAAUGUGAAGAUGCUAGCAGACACCCUCUUGGACGUGUGUGUCCAUUUGGCCAGCUUUGCACCUCCGAUCGUCCACCGAGACAUCAAGCCUCAAAACAUCUUGCUGGAGGCGACGUCCAUGGAUGCGACGGAGAAGCCGAGAUGGCGUACGUACCUGGUGGACUUCGGCUCCGCCGUCCUGGGAUCAGGAACCAGGACUGCUGAGGGUACCUUCGGAUACAUGGCACCAGAAUCAUUUGGUCGGAUCUUCACUCCGAAGUCCGAUCUUUACAGUGUCGGUGCUACAUUGUUGUAUGCGGCGACAGGUUUGGAGCCUGGAGCACUGCCUCAAGAACGCCUCAAGGUGAAGUUUCGCACAGCUUUUGUUGGCACUGUGUGGGAGAGACAGGAGGGUUGGUUGCUGGAGCUGUUGGAGAGGCUGCUUGAGCCCGCGCCCGAAGAUCGCUUCAGUUCUGCUGCGGAGGCCCUGGCAUUCUUGCGCCAGCCGUGGCAGCCAGAGGUCUCCAUUCAGAUGGGCCAGCUGCCUGGGGUCAUUGCCAAGAAGCAGGCCACCGUGGAGCCUCCGCGUGGGUCCCGAAUUAGUGUGGACCGGCAAGGAGACCAGCUCAGGGUUUUGCUUCCGCCCGUAACAUGGGAAUCACGAGCUUCGAUCGGCGCCUUUGGAAUCGCCUGGACUUCAUUUACUGCUGUGUGGACAGCAGGGGUCAUAGCUGCUGGUGCCUCGUUUAUGGCACUCUUCAGUCUUCCGUUCUGGACUGCAGGUGCUGGCAUGCUGAAGGACACAUUCGGCCCUCUAUUGAGGGGAGCGGCGGAGUUGCAGAUCCGCCGUGACCGGUGGAUGCUGAGCCGGGUGAGUGGCAAGGUGCUCGAGGAAGGCAGAACGGCCGAUCUUCAGUGCGUAAUUGCACGAAGUCCCAACACUGGAGGCUUGAACGUCGUGUUGCAAGAGGGCCUUGUGAGCGUGACGGUGUCUUGA
Messenger RNA from Symbiodinium natans, 1524 nucleotides. The record is from the annotation of a GenBank genome assembly. NCBI's taxonomy places the organism in Eukaryota, Dinophyceae, Suessiales, Symbiodiniaceae.